AUGUCGGAGUCUUACGGCCACCAACUGCUCCUGAACAAGUAUGAGUUCCAUGAUGCCACCAUGAAAUCCACAAUUUUGGAUCUGGAUGAGCUGCCUGUCAUGUCACUUUGGAAGCAUAUGUCAUUUGAGGCCAUCUUUGUGGCUGCCACAUACGAUAAGAGUAGAUUAGGUUGUAUUGGCAGCAUAGUCAAAGCUGAGAGUAACCACACCAUUGGAGUGGAGUUUGGAUCAAAGAUUGUUAAUGUUGGUGGCAAGUCAGUCAAGCUACAGAUAUGGGACACUGCUGGACAGGAGAGAUUCAGAUCUGUGACUCGCUCUUAUUACCGAGGAGCAGCAGGAGCCCUCCUAGUGUAUGACCUCACCUCCAGGGACAGUUACAAUGCUCUGGGCAACUGGCUUGGUGAUGCCCGGUCUUUAGCUUCUCCUAAUAUUGUAAUUCUCUGUGUAGGGAAUAAAAAGGAUUUGGAGGAUGAGCGGCAAGUUACCUUCAUGGAGGCCUCAAGAUUUGCUCAAGAAAAUGAACUGAUGUUUAUGGAGGCUAGUGCCCUGACUGGAGAAAAUGUUGAAGAAGCUUUCCUAAAAUGUGCCAAGAGUAUCCUUGCAAAGAUAGAAACAGGAUCACAUCAGUACACUGAUGUGUACUUCAAAAGACCAAGUUCAGUGUGCUACCUUGGACUGUGCAUGGCACAACAGGAAACAAAUUUAAGGCAACCUCAUCAGAAGAUGGAACAGAGUGCAUCUGCAGGCUUUGAGGACAUGAACACCAAUCCCUGA
Messenger RNA from Scylla paramamosain (green mud crab), 774 nucleotides. RefSeq names its product ras-related protein Rab-4B-like. Gene Ontology annotation, cellular component: recycling endosome; plasma membrane. The coding region runs from base 1 to 774 and encodes 257 amino acids. The transcript has 8 exons. Gene Ontology annotation, molecular function: GTP binding; GTPase activity. Gene Ontology annotation, biological process: vesicle-mediated transport; regulation of endocytosis. The record is from RefSeq and is a predicted model, not a curated record. NCBI's taxonomy places the organism in Eukaryota, Metazoa, Arthropoda, Malacostraca, Decapoda, Portunidae.